Messenger RNA from Oikopleura dioica, 822 nucleotides. NCBI's taxonomy places the organism in Eukaryota, Metazoa, Chordata, Appendicularia, Copelata, Oikopleuridae. The record is from the annotation of a GenBank genome assembly.
AUGUGCAUUACAGAAGUUUUUCGACCGUUUGAGAUUGAAGAUGAAAAAAGAACAAGCGAAAGUGAAGAUUCUGGGGUCAAUUCUUCUUCAGAAGACAAGUCGAUCCCUUCACCGACCUUUUUCAUCCCCAGCUCUUCUUCAAGCAACACAGACGAAGAAAUCGAAGAAGAAAUCGUCAGUUCCGCGCCGAUCCGAAAUUCUAGCGUCUGGCGGCCGCCCGUCGAGGAGUUCAACUCUUCUCCAUCCAUUCUUGAAAAUAGUGAAAACGAAGCAAAACUCCGCGUGGCCUACAAUUCCCACUUCCACAAUAAUCAUCGCGCUUCUUCCUUAUUUUCCGAUAUUCUUUCCCAGCGGCUUUUUCACCAGAAUCAGAUCAUUCAUCAGAACUUCCUGGCCAGAGCAAAUAUGGGCUACUCUUCGCACCCUCAUUUUUCCAUGAUUUCUUCAGCGGCAUCAAGCAGAAGUAUCAAAAAAGAAAAGGUUUACGACUGCCACAUUUGCCACAAGCAAUUCAAGCGCUCCUCCACCCUGUCAACACAUUUGCUGAUCCACAGCGACACUCGACCUUAUCCGUGUCCGUUUUGCGGCAAACGCUUCCACCAAAAAUCCGACAUGAAGAAACACACUUAUGUUCACACAGGGGAAAAACCGCAUUCUUGCAGAAUCUGUGGAAAGAACUUCAGCCAGUCGAGCAAUUUAAUAACGCAUAUGAGGAAACAUCAAGGUGUGAAGCCAUUUGCAUGCGGAUCAUGUGGCGAAACUUUUCAGCGAAAAAUCGACCUGCGAAAACACGAAGAUGCCGUUCACAUGAAAGAAUCCUAA